Messenger RNA from Chaetomium strumarium, 702 nucleotides. RefSeq names its product acyl-CoA N-acyltransferase. The record is from RefSeq and is a predicted model, not a curated record. The coding region runs from base 1 to 702 and encodes 233 amino acids. Gene Ontology annotation, molecular function: acyltransferase activity, transferring groups other than amino-acyl groups. NCBI's taxonomy places the organism in Eukaryota, Fungi, Ascomycota, Sordariomycetes, Sordariales, Chaetomiaceae. The transcript is spliced from 2 exons.
AUGAUGCUCCGGCUAGCAACCGAGGCCGACCUGGAGGCCAUGACUGCGGUCCUUGUUUGGGCUUCUCCGCUCGAUCCGGUUUAUCCUUAUCGGUUCCCGGACCGCGAACUCUAUCCGGACGAGUUUGCCGCCCUCUGCCGGCGGAAAUGCGCCGAGUAUCUGGAAACCAGCACAGUUGUCGUCUGCGAGAUGCCAGUCGACCCAUACCGCUCAGAAACGCAGGUCGUGGCCUUCAGCGCAUGGGAUAUGCCUUCGGCCGCGCAGCCGGAGCGUUCCCGGCGGGCAAGCGCAGUUGGCAACCUCACCCGACAAUCCGCCUUCCGCACCGCUCUCGCUCACCACAAGUCCACCCUCUUCGACUCGCGCUACCGCCCGCAAGGCGGCCACGUCUUCCUCAAGAUCCUCCUCUGCCACCCGUCUUACCAGCGCCGCGGUGCAGGCACCGCGCUGACCUCUUGGGGCAUCGAGCAGGCGCGGCGGUUGGGGGUGCAUACCACCGUGUUUGCCAGCCCCAUGGGGCUCAGGCUGUACAAGAAAUUGGGCUUCCGGGAGGUCGGGACCUUCAGGGUGCAACCCGAGGGGGACCGUGAAUAUCUCGAGAUUCCAGCGCUGGCGCUGGGGCCGGGGUAUGUGGGGGGCAUGCGGGAGGCGGCGUGGUUUGGUGGGGGCGGGGUACCCCAUCUAGAGUCAGUCUGUGCGUGA